AUGAGUUUCAAGAACAUUAUCCUUGAUAAUUCUGUCUACUACAAGGACACAGUCCAAUCUCACUUAUUCAACAGUGCUCACUAUCUUUCAGAUUCAACUUAUGCUCAAUAUUUGAAGUUUGCUGCUGUGGUUUUAACUGGUUGUUCAUUCUACUUGUACUUUUUGGCAAAUGAAAAGACAAGAUCUUUCCUAGUCUUUAUUUGGGCAUGUUUUGUGAAACCAUUUACUCCAUCUAAUAGAAAAGUUCACAAUGAUCAUCAAAAUAACUUGGAAUUGUUCUACAAAACCCAAGCUAAAUUUUAUGAUACUACUAGAGAAGUUUUGCUACAAGGUAGGGAAAAUGCAAUGAAAUUGGCUUUCUCACAUUUAAGAGCUGAUCAUAAAACUAGAAAAUUGGUUUGGAUCGAUAUUGGAGGUGGUACUGGAUUAAACAUUGAAAAAAUGGAUCAAUAUGUUGCUAAAUUGAAUGACAAUUUUGAAGCUGUUUAUUUAGUUGAUUUAUCUCCUUCAUUAUGUGAUGUUGCCAAGGGAAGAGUCGCUAAGCAUGGCUGGAAAAAUGUUCAUGUUAUUUGCGGUGAUGCUUGUGAUUUUGAAAUCCCACACCAAGAAGUUGACUUGAUCACUUAUUCAUACUCUUUGUCUAUGAUUCCAUUAUAUCAUUCUGCAAUUGAUCAUGCUGCAAAAUUCUUGAAACCUGAUGAAGGUAUCAUUUGCUCUGUUGAUUUUGGUGUCCAAUCAGAUUCAACUUCAAUUGGCAGAACUAAUACACUCGGUGGUUUAGUUAAUCGUCAUGUUCCUUGGUUUUAUAGAACGUUUUGGAGAAUCUGGUUUGAAUGUGAUAAAGUGUUUUUGGAUCCUUCAAGAAGAGAAUAUUUGGAUUAUAAAUUUGGUACUUUAAAAUCAACAAAUUGUUACAACAGUACUUUAGGUCAAAUUCCUUAUUACAUUUGGCUAGGUGUUAACAAGCAACAUGAUUCACAAUUGAUGUACAGAUUCAACUCAUUAGCUACUGAAUCUCCAUACUUAGCACCAAUUGAUCCAAAAAAAUCUGGUGCCAUUAAUAAAGAUGCACCAACAAGUAAAGCUCUGGAAGCUGCUUUGGAUAAUGUCAAGAAAGGAUUACCAUACCCAUCAUUAUUUUACCAAAAACAAACAUGGAGAGUUUAUUAUGAUGAAUUGAGUGAUGAUUAUGAAUGUUUCAAAAAUCAAUAUAUUUAUGCAUUCACAUGGGAAGAUCCAAGAGAAGAUGCAAAAAUUUUGAACUUGACUUCAAAGGACACAGUUUUAGCAAUUACAUCUGCUGGUGACAACAUCUUGUCUUAUGCUUCUUUAGGCUCCAAUGCUCCAAAAAGAAUCCAUGGUGUUGAUUUGAACCCAUGUCAAGGUCAUUUGGUUGAAUUGAAAUUGGCUGCAUUGACAGCUUUAUCCCAUGAAGAAACAUGGAAAUUGUUUGGUGAAGGUAAAAUUGAAAACUUCCAAGAGUUAUUAAUUGGAAAAUUAGCACCACAUCUUUCUUCUAAUGCGUUCCAAUAUUGGAUGGAGAAAGGUCCAAAAACUUUUAGUAUUACUGGUAAAGGUCUUUAUGAUACUGGUUCAACAAGAUGGGCUUUGAGAUUGGCAAGAUAUGUUUUCAAAAUCACUGGCUUAUCUUCAAAAGUUGAAGAAUUAUGCAAUGCAAAGACAUUGAAUGAACAAAAAGAAAUCUGGAAUACUUCAAUUCGUCCUGUUUUAUACAGUGCUAUUGUUGGUAAGAUCUUUGUUGGUAAUCCAGUCUUCUUGUGGAAAGCUUUAGGUGUUCCAGCUAACCAAGCUGCUAUGAUGGAUGCUUCAAUUUUACAAUACAUUAUUGAUACCUUGGAUCCAAUCAUUGGUCGUUCAUUAGUUUCAAGUGAUAAUUAUUUCUAUUAUUUGACUUUAAAAGGGCAUUAUACUCCAAAGAAUUGCCCAGAUUAUUUAACAAAAUCAGGUUUCAAACAACUUACAAAGACUUCAAAUUCACCAUUAGAAGGUAUAAGAUUACACACCGAUUAUUUAAACAAUGUUUUAGCAAGAUUAACCAAAAAAACUAUCUCAGUUGCAGUUAUUAUGGAUCAUAUGGAUUGGUUUGAUCCUGAAGGUAAAGAAGUUGAUGAUGAAAUUGACGCUCUCCAUAGUGCUUUAUGUGAUGGUGGUCGUGUCAUGUUGAGAACUGCUGCUCAAGUUCCAUGGUAUAUCAAACAUUUUGAAGCUAAAGGUUUCAGCUGUACUGCUGCUGCUACUAGAUAUUCUGGAACUUCAAUUGAUAGAGUAAAUAUGUAUGCUUCAACAUGGAUCUGUACAAAGAUUCCAACUAAAAAGGAACGUCAAAUGAGUACUUUGACUUUGAAUAAAUAG
Molecule: messenger RNA, 2373 nt
Organism: Hansenula anomala
Lineage: Eukaryota; Fungi; Ascomycota; Saccharomycetes; Phaffomycetales; Wickerhamomycetaceae
Product: class I SAM-dependent methyltransferase
Exons: 1
Coding region: 1-2373 (790 amino acids)
Source: RefSeq, a predicted model, not a curated record